AGUCGGGCCUUAGUGAGGUAAUUCUCAGCCUGAACGGACAAAGACAAUCAAUGGGAAAUUUUUCCACCCUCCUCCUCGGCUAGCGUAGGGGACAAAAAAUGUGUCUGUUUCGAAAAUUUCUUGCGCCUGAUAUAGCGACCGAGGAGCAAAGCACUCUAGGGCAACCAAUCAAGGUCCAAUGUUUCAUAUCUAAGCCACACGCAUCCCUCAGAUACGAAUAGGAACCUACCGAAAUGCCGUGGUCGAUCCGAUCUCGUGUAUCUCUUUUGAGCGGACCCUUACAGAUGACAUGUUCGACAGGUGAAGAUUACAGCGCAUGUCAAUGGGUGAAAAUCGAUGCCCCUUCACCGGCGCCUUGCCUAGCUGGUUGUAGCAAGCAGCUGCCCAAGAGUCCAAUUGAUCUCCACUAUGACUAUUGAAUUGCUCGCGACGGGGAAUCCGUGGGAGCCACACCUUCGCUGCGCCACAGAUGAUUGUGGCUAGUGUAUAUCCGGUGUUAUUCAUUAUUAGUAAUAUUAGAAUAACGAUCAUCUAAUGGGUGGUCUCGUUCUUUCAAGAGUCAAACAGUCUUGGUCAUCAGGGCGCUUUCCAG
Molecule: messenger RNA, 592 nt
Organism: Aspergillus homomorphus CBS 101889
Lineage: Eukaryota; Fungi; Ascomycota; Eurotiomycetes; Eurotiales; Aspergillaceae
Exons: 2
Coding region: 234-419 (61 amino acids)
Source: RefSeq, a predicted model, not a curated record